AUGGCUGCUGCAGUCGCGUCUUUGUUUGGCUACAAGCCCACCCCAAACGCAAAACUCCCAGAUGAACCGCCUAAAGCUCUUCCAGCGUCUUGGUAUCGUGCCCCAGAAAUGUACGAGCUAGAGCGACGAGCUAUCUUUUCUAAGAAGUGGAUCCUAAUCACCCACAAGUUGCGCUUCGCAAAACCCGGCGACUUCCUUCGGUUUGAAGAAGCAGGAUUCUCUUUUGUGCUGUGUCUUGACCGACAAGGAAACUUGAACGGCUUCCACAAUAUCUGCCGUCAUCGCGCCUUCCCGCUCAUCUCGGAGGAUCAGGGCAAUGCGAAAAUCCUGUCUUGCAAAUAUCACGGAUGGUCAUAUGGUCUCAAUGGAAAAUUGGCCAAGGCCCCAAAGUUCGAUGACGUCCCGGGGUUCAAAAAGGAGAACCAAAGCCUGUAUCCCGUUCAUGUGCAUACUGAUGCCUUGGGCUUCAUCUGGGUCAAUCUGGACUCGUCACCGAAUCCCGUCCCCUGGGAAGAAGACUUUAAGGGUGUCGACACACAAGAGCGGUUCAAACGAUUUGAUUUCAGCCAGUACAAAUUCGACCAUACCUGGAAUAUGAAUGGCAACUAUAAUUGGAAGACACUCGCCGAUAACUAUAACGAAUGCUAUCACUGCACCGUUGCGCAUCCUGACGUGGCGAAUUUGGCCGAUCUGUCAUAUUACUACACAAUUUCCACUCCAGGACACAUCCAACACUACUCUCGACCGAAGGAAGACAAAAAGGAUGAUGAUAUCCAGAAUGCGAGUACAUACUAUUUUCCAAACGCUUGCAUGACGGUCUCACCCCAUUUCUUCUACAUGAUGCGAUGCGUCCCAACUUCCGCAGGCACCUGCUCCAUGGAAUACGAGGUCUAUCGGCAUAACGAGGCCUCGGACUACGACUUCGAGUACAUUGAUUCAUUCUUCAAGAGAGUUCUCGAUGAGGACAAAUAUCUCUGCAAUGCUGCUCAGAAAAACCUGAAUGCCGGUGUCUUUGUAAAUGGUCAACUUCACCCCCGUCUGGAGAGCGCUCCACUUUUUCUUCCAGAAUACUGUCCGAAAUCUGCUAAGGAGUCAUCGCGACGAGGAAAGGAAAGAUGGCAGGGAGAUUUGGCCAGCCCGGCAACAUUCGGCCGGUGA
Molecule: messenger RNA, 1158 nt
Organism: Penicillium maclennaniae
Lineage: Eukaryota; Fungi; Ascomycota; Eurotiomycetes; Eurotiales; Aspergillaceae
Product: iron-sulfur cluster-binding protein, rieske family domain protein
Exons: 2
Coding region: 1-1158 (385 amino acids)
Molecular function (GO): 2 iron, 2 sulfur cluster binding; iron ion binding
Source: RefSeq, a predicted model, not a curated record